Molecule: messenger RNA, 2229 nt
Organism: Aspergillus lentulus
Lineage: Eukaryota; Fungi; Ascomycota; Eurotiomycetes; Eurotiales; Aspergillaceae
Gene: prm1
Product: pheromone-regulated protein PRM1
Cellular component (GO): mating projection tip
Source: RefSeq, a predicted model, not a curated record
AUGUUAUUCUCAAGAUCCGGUCGAUCAAUAUUUCCCCUUCUGCCACCCUACGCAGCUCACGCCCCGAAUCCGAAUCAGGGGCAUAUCAUCACAUUGCCUCCGGACGGCCUGACACCUUACCUUGGCCUCAGGGCUCGCUUAUCACAAGUAUGGAUCAAUCGAUGGACGAUCCUGCUGCUUCUUGUGCUCAUCAGAGUUUUGCUAGCUGCUUCAGGUCUGCAGGCAGACAUGAGCACAGCGAAACGGGAAGCCCUAUCGGCUUGCACGAGCGUCGAAUCCAUGGGUAGCUCGAUGGCUUCCAUGCCCCAUUAUUUAUCCCAAGGUGUCAACGAGUUAACAGCAACCGGAGUCGAGAAGGCUGUGAGCGGGCUCAAAUCGAUGCUGAUGCUUACCAUCACUGGUGUCGAAGAAUUGGUCCUCUUCAUCAUCAAAGUGCUGUACCAGACUUAUCUGUGUCUUUUCACCCUGGCGGUUAGAGGCAGCGUGCAUGUUGCGGUGGGCGUCAUUGAGGAGGCCGCGGACUUUUUGAAUUCCACUGUUAAGGAGGUCGGAGACGACAUUGGCAAAGCCGUCAGCACGUUCGAAAGUGCAUUCAAUAAAUUCCUUGAUGGUGUGAACACCGUCGCCAGUGCUUUUGGAGCUAGCGUACCAACAUUGGACCUCAACAGCUCGAUCAGCACGUUGGAGAACCUCCAGCUGCCUUCUUCAAUUGAUCAAGGGCUUGACAAGCUCAAUAGCUCACUUCCGACCUUUGAUGAAGUCAACAAUUUCACCCAAACGGUCCUGCGCACGCCGUUUGAAGAGGUCAAAAAGCUCGUCAAUGAGUCUCUCGGAACAUACACUUUCGAUCGAUCUCUGCUACCGGUUCCAGCAAAGGAACAGUUGACAUUCUGCGAGGGUAACAAUGGCAUAGACUCGUUCUUCGACAGCGUGACGGAUUUGGUCAUGACAGCGCGCAAGAUUUUCAUCGCUGUUCUCAUCGUUGCGGCAACGCUGGCCUGCGUCCCAAUGGCAUGGCAGGAGAUCCGUCGCUGGCGCUCGAUGAAGGAACGCUCCCAACUAGUCAGGAAGGAAGCUCACGACCCCAUGGACGUUGUCUACAUCGUGUCUCGGCCGUACACUGCCGCAGCCGGCAUCAAAGCCGCGAGCAGGUUCAGUAACAGCCGCAGGCAGAUCCUUGUACGCUGGGCGGUUGCUUAUGCAACAACGCCUGCAGCGUUGUUCGUGCUCUGUCUCGGAGUAGCCGGACUACUCUCUUGUCUGUGUCAAUAUCUGCUUCUGCAAGCCGUCGAGAAGACCGUGCCCGAGCUAUCGACGCAAGUCGGCGCGUUUGCCGACAAGGUCGUCGACAGCCUACAGAAUGCCUCGGCGGAGUGGGCCAACGACGCCAACGGAGUGAUUGGACACAUGAACCAGGACCUGAACGAGAACGUCUUUGGCUGGGUCAACACCAGCACGACCGCUUUAAACGAUACGCUCAACACCUUCGUCGACAAGACGACCGGCGUCCUCAACGACACCUUCGGCGGAACCCUCCUUUACGAGCCCCUCAUGGACGUAUUCGAGUGUCUCAUUGGACUCAAAGUCCAGGGUAUCCAGAAGGGACUCACCUGGGUCCACGACCACGCGCACAUCGACUUCCCUCUACUUCCAAACGAUACCUUCUCCCGCGGUGCGGCGGCCAGCAUCUCCAGCAAUAGCUCCAAUCCCUCAGACAGCUUCCUCGCUGACGCGGGCGACCAGACCUCAAACAAAAUCACUGAGGUAGUUAUCAGAGUCGUCAACAAGGUCGAAGACGGCAUCCGCACAGAAACAAUCAUCUCCGCGGUCAUCAUCCUCAUUUGGGUAUUCAUCGCGCUCAUCGGCAUCAUCCGAGCCCUGAGCCUGUUCUGGGUCCGAGACCGAAACCGCGGCGAAGGGGGAGGAGCCCGGGUCAACCACCACGCGUCAGACGCCGGAGGAUUCAUCGACGUACCCUUGACGGCUAUUCCAAACACAAACACAAACACAGACGCUCGCUCGAUGCCUGCUCCGGCCCCGGCUCCUCAGUAUGAGGCUUCCACAAGCACCGUGGUGGCUUCACGUGCUGUUCCCGUGAGCAGUAAUCACCAUGAGGAUGAGAAACUGGGGUUUGCCGGGGAGAGACAAUAUGGGUCUGCGCUCAAGGUGGACGGCGCUGCGGACCUGCGGGGCAGCAGCUACGUCGAGUAUGGCAUGGAGAAGCGCUAG